Messenger RNA from Eriocheir sinensis (Chinese mitten crab), 3224 nucleotides. RefSeq names its product sodium-dependent nutrient amino acid transporter 1-like. The transcript has 8 exons. Gene Ontology annotation, cellular component: membrane. Bases 31 to 1926 code for a protein of 631 amino acids. Lineage: Eukaryota; Metazoa; Arthropoda; Malacostraca; Decapoda; Varunidae. Gene Ontology annotation, biological process: sodium ion transmembrane transport. Gene Ontology annotation, molecular function: L-amino acid transmembrane transporter activity. The record is from RefSeq and is a predicted model, not a curated record.
UGUGUUAGUCUGAUUCACGACUUUACCGAGAUGAGAAGUAAGGGCAAGCUGAACAUCGCCUUCGAGGGGGACGAGGGUGUGGAGGCGCAGCGCUACGAACUCAAAGAACACACUGAGUUGCCAGCACAGCCCUCGGAGCCGCCGCCAUCGCUGCCAGACCCUGCCACGGACAAACCCAAGACACCGCAGGCCACAACCAAGGAGCAAAAAGCCGCAAAUGACACCAAAAACAAUGCAGCCACGCGGGGGAAGUGGAAGAACAAUACUGAGUUCCUGCUGUCGUGCAUCUCUAUGGCCAUCGGCUUUGGUAACAUCUGGAGGUUCCCGUUCGUGGCUCUGGAGAACGGCGGCGGCGCGUUCCUCAUCCCUUACCUGAUCGUGCUGCUGUUCAUUGGCAGGCCGAUGUACUACCUGGAGCUCAUCCUGGGACAGUUCUCAUCCCGUGGCCCCAGUGAGGUGUGGGAGAUGCUGCCCGCGUUCAAAGGUAUUGGCUACGGUCAGCUGCUCAUCAACUGGUUCGUGUCCACCUACUACGCCUCGCUGAUGGCCUUCUGCAUUUUCUUCUUCUUCGCCUCCUUCAACCAAGAGCUGCCGUGGGCGUCGUGCGGGCUGUGGGCGAGCGAGGCGUGCAUGGAUGCCGCGACCAACGUGACCAUGCUGCAGGGAGGCACGUCUGCCGCGGAGGAGUACUUGAUGAAGCAGGUUCUAAAAGUGGACUUCGAGGGGUUUCGCAGCGGCCUCGGUCUCCCGGACAUCCGCCUAAGCAUGUGUCUGGUGGCGUCCUGGGCGGUGGUGUUCAUGGUCCAGAUACGCGGCAUCAAGACCUCGGGGAAGGCCGCCUACUUCACUGCCAUCGUGCCCUACGUGCUGCUGCUGGCGCUGCUCAUAAGGGGCGUCACACUUCCGGGCUCAACUAACGGCAUCAUGUACUUCCUGACGCCGAGAUGGGAGAAGUUACUGGAUAUACAGGUGUGGCUGGCGGCCGUGACCCAGGCGCUGUUCAGCCUGGUCAUCGGUUUCGGCUCGGUGAUCACGAUGGCCUCCUACAACGACUUCAGGAACAACACCUACGUGGACGCCGCCUUCAUCUCCGUGGUGGACACCGUGACCUCCUUCCUCUCCGGCGUCACCACCUUCGCCAUCCUGGGCCACCUGGCGGUCCUGAUGGGCGUGGACCUUCCCGACGUGGUGCAAGGGGGUGGUACGUCCCUUGCCUUCGUCAGCUACCCCGAUGCCCUGGCGAGGUUCCCGUGGCUGCCGCAGAUGUUCUCCGCGCUGUUCUUCUUCAUGAUGUUCACACUGGGGUUGGGCAGCAUGGUUGCGGUGAACAGCGUGCUCAUCACCGCCUUCAAGGACAACUUCCCGCAGCUUCCGACGUGGACGGUGAGCCUGUCCGUGUGUCUGCUGGGCAUGUUCCCGGGACUCGUCUACACCACGCCGCAGGGACAGCACGUGCUAACCCUGGUCAACCACUACAGCGCCAACCUGUCCAUCCUGCUGCUGGUGACGCUGGAGGUGGCGGGCGUGGCCUGGGUGUACGGGCUGCGCCGCCUCGCUGCCGACAUACACUUCAUGCUGGGCCGCUCCACGGGGGUGCUGUGGAAGGCGAGCUGGCUGCUGCUCAACCCGCUGUUCCUCGCCGGCGUCCUCGUGUACAGCCAGACGCAGGCCACCGUGCUCUCCUACGGCGACUACGUCUUCGGCACCACGGAAACGGCGGUGGGCGUGGUGAUGUCCGUGGCGCCGGUGCUGCUGGUGCCCGUGCUGUUCCUGGUGGAGGUGGUCCGCAGGUACAGGGCGUCGGGGCAGCUGAUGCACGCCCUCACCAACGCCUUCGCCGCCUCCGACAAGUGGGGGCCGAGGGACGCGAAAAUCAGGCAGGAAUACGACAUCUACCUGGAAGACACGCUGGGGGCGAGGCGCUGACCGUGACCCCGGAGACCAUCGGCUGCAGGUCGGCCGCCAAACACAUGUAUAGGCCUUGUAUAGUCUGACUCAGGCCGUAUUCUUAAGCAUUUCGGCCCCCAGGCACACUCAUUUGUCACGGUUUUCAUAGGAGUUGUGGGCAUUUCAAGGGGUAGCGUUAUUAUGGCCCUGGUGGUAGUCUGACUCUUCCUCUGUGCCGUGAACCUAAAAUACCACUCAUGAGAACCCGACUGAUUUCCUUUUUGGCCCUUGAAAAUAGCUAAUGUGAGAGUCUGAAGCGUCGGAGAAUACGGACCUCAAAUAUGAAGCCCGUUUGGGUGGGGUCCCGCGCCUCCCCCCAGCGUUGCCACAUCACCAACCCCCAAUACGUCACUCACUCAGACGUCAGAUAUUCACUAUUAAAAGUUGUGUGUUAAAUAUUCUGUAUAUAUCAAAUAAGGCUAAAUAGUGCUUUGAAUGUGUUGCGGUUCAGGAUAAUAGCAAUGAACUGAAUAAAUUCCUUAACACAUGUCAACGUUGCUCUUCCAAUGUUGCCAGUGAACAGUGAUCAACAACACCAUUGGUUACGUUCUUAAACAUUUCCGCGCCCAAACACACAUAUUUGACAAGGCUUUCAUAGGAAUUUUGGACAUAUUCAGGGGUAGUUUUAUGACCCUGGUGGCAGUGUGACCCUUCUUCUGUACCGUGAACCUGAAAAACACUAAUGAGAACCCGACUGAUCUCCUUUUCUGCAUUUGGAAAUAGUUGAUGUGAGGGAUGGAAGCGUCUGGCAUCACCGACCUGUGUUUCCACCUUCAAGGGUAGGUUUGGCAGCGCUGUGGCGAGGAUACACCCGCGCGUCACUCCCCCCAAACGAACUUCAUAGCUGAGUCAGACUUCAGUAUUUUUGCACCACUGAGUCUUUGUAUGUCUCGUAUUCUAUUGCAUUCUAACGUAGAUUUUCCUGUAAUUUUUGUAUACAUUUGACACCUAUUUUUACAGCAAUGAAUCUUUGUAUGUCUCGUAUCUUAUUACAUUCUAACGUAGAUUUCCCUGUAAUUUUUGUAUACAUUUGACACCUAUUUUUACAGCAAUGAAUUUUUGUAUGUCUCGUAUUUUAUUACAUUCUAACGUAGAUUUUUCGUAAUGUCCGUAUAGUUUUAACACCUUUUGUUUGCACCGUUGAGUUAGCUUUAUAAGUCUCGUAUAUCAUUACAUUCUAACAUCGAUUUCCUGUAAUUUCUGCAUUGACUUGACAACUAUUUUUGCACGAUUGAGUCACAUUUAUGUCUCGUAUUUUAUUAUAUUCUAACAUCGAU